Molecule: messenger RNA, 840 nt
Organism: Dioscorea cayenensis subsp. rotundata (Guinea yam)
Lineage: Eukaryota; Viridiplantae; Streptophyta; Magnoliopsida; Dioscoreales; Dioscoreaceae
Exons: 4
Coding region: 53-691 (212 amino acids)
Source: RefSeq, a predicted model, not a curated record
AAUCUGAACCGUUAAUGGUACCUCCCCUUUGUUUUUCAACAGAGGCGAAGGAAUGGUUUCGGUGCUUCGAGCUCCAGACAUGGCGACCCGGUGCCUCUCCUCCUUCUCUAUAUCCUCGCUCGCAGUCCUCCCCAAUUCAUCUGCGAGAAAUCUCACUUGUAAACCCCCAAUCCAUCUCCCAAUCACGUCUAACAAUUCGUUUUCCAAACAGAGAAAGGAUCGGAGUGCUCGUCUGACAGAGAUGAUGGUCAAGGCUUCACCUGAUGUCGACUUUCUCGUGAAAGAAGAUGAUAAGAUCUCCGAGCCCAAUGAUUAUGGAGUUGUAAGCAUUCAUCAUGUUGGUUUGCUGUGUGAGAACCUGGAAAAAUCACUUGACUUCUACCAGAAAGUUCUAGGUCUUCAAAUAAAUGAGGCACGUCCACAUGAUAAACUUCCAUACAGAGGUGCCUGGCUAUGGGUGGGUACUGAAAUGAUUCAUUUGAUGGAGCUUCCAAAUCCUGAUCCAUUGACUGGGCGCCCGGAGCACGGUGGUCGGGACCGCCAUGCUUGCAUUGCAAUAAAAGAUGUAUCCAAGCUGAAGGCCAGAUUUGAUGAAGCUGGAAUCUCCUACACUCUUAGUCGAUCCGGGAGGCCGGCAAUCUUUACACGGGAUCCUGAUGCAAAUGCACUUGAAUUUACACAGGUUGAUUGAUCACCAACCCAAAGUUUCAUAUCUUAUUGUAAUUCUACAUAUAUAGCUAUCAUUAUGGUCUACUCAAUGAUCUUGUGAAUAUUUGUCUGACAUUUGUGCUCAUGUAUAAAUCCAGUACAAAUUUUAAUGAAGUGUGACUUAGUAAUCAA